AGGCCGCAUGCGCAGUCGCUAGAGGUUUCCGGUAUGGGUGAGUGCUGCCACGGGCUGAUGGCUGGGACGGCGUGUGCCGUGGGGCCGUUAGCAACUGUGCUGCUCUGUCUGCUGGUCGUGAUGUCCCCGCGCUGUGCAGGCCAGACUGAUCUGAAGAGUCCUCAGGAUAUUCAGGUUUAUGCUGUAAAUGCAAAUUUCACCCUGAGGUGGAACUACACUGGGGAUGGUACCAAUGUGACCUUUUCAGCACAAUACCAGUACUUUGAUGAUGUUCAGACAGAUAAACCAGAAUGGAGGGAAUUAUCUGGUUGUCAGAAUGUCAGUCACACGGAAUGUGACUUUUCUUCAGCAAUAACUGCAUACUAUGAUGUGCAUCACAUGCGCAUAAGGGCUGAAAGAAGGGAAGACAAGUCUCCAUGGUCUAGCAUUUUUGAAAUGAUUCCAUAUGAAAUAGCUCAGAUUGGUCCCCCUGAAGUAGCAUUGCAGUCCAUAAAUGGAGCCAUUAAAAUUAAGGUUUCUCCUCCAGAAGCAAAUCAGGUCCGAAAAAUGUGGCUAAACCCUCUGAUUUUUAAAUAUAAUGUAGUUAUCUGGGAAAAUUCAUCCAAUGUAAGAGAGGUCAGAAAUCAAAAGAUUUUACCUAUGGAUGUAAUAGAUGGUCUUGCUCCAGAGACCACCUAUUGUUUGAAAGUUCAAGCAAGUAUUCUUCUGGACUAUCGAGAAGGCCUGUUCAGUCCAAUCCAUUGCAUAAAAACCACCCAUAAAGUAAAUGACCUUCUUUGUCCAACGAAUGUGAGAGUUUUUGCUUUGAACAUGCAAUUCUAUCUGCUUUGGGAUAAUCACUAUAAAGAACAUGUGAACUAUACCGUACAGUAUCUCAUUGGGUACCUAAAGAACCUUUAUGAUGAUUAUUCCUCGAAGUGGCGGAAGGUAUCAGGAUGUGAGGACAUCACUGACAUGAAAUGCAAUUUGUCGUCUGUCAUCGAGCCUACUUCAGGAUCUCAUUACUUCCGUGUGCAGGCCAUGAAUGAACAUAAUAAAUCAUGUUUGUCUAAAGAUAUAAGAGUAGAUCCUCUGGUAACGAAUGAAAUUGGCCCUCCUGAUAUAAAGGUGGACAUCAGUGAUGUUUUGCUCCAUAUCAAGAUUAUUCCUCCAGGAGGACCUAAGAGUGAAAUCAUGAGUGACCUUUACGAUUUAUCUUACCAGAUUCUAUAUUGGAAGAAUUCAUCAGAUAAUGAGGAGGAAGUAAAAAUGAAAGAAACAAAACAGACAAUAGCGGCAGUCUCAGAUCUGACACCCUCAACUUUGUACUGUGUGAAAGUACAAGCGUUCUCAGUAGCUUACAACAAAAGCAGUGAUUUCAGCAAAGAGGAAUGCAUCGAAACACCUGGAGGUAAAAGCUUACCUCUGAUCAUUUUAGCAACAUUUGUAGCUGCGCUGAUUGUUGUCUUGAUUGUGGCAUUGCUGGUUAUUUUUUUCCUGUAUCAAGCCUACAAUAAAAUCAAGUACAUGUUCUUUCCUUCAUGCCGGACUCCUCUGAACAUAGAGGGCUUUGGAGGACAGCUCUUUAGCAGUCCGUUUGUGCCUGCUGCAGAAGAACCAGUAGAAAUUUGUUACAUAAUUGAAAGUAGCAUCGCAGAAGAAGUAAAUCAAAAUGAUUUUAAAGGCAACAGACAUUUCAAACAGAGCAGUCGGGAUUCGGGGAAUUACUCUUACGAUGAUAAUACCUCACAGAGCAAAGGAUCAGAAGAAGCACUAGGAAAGGACAUACUAUAACUUCUAUGGAAAUAAAAUUCAAAGAUGGGACUUGUAGUAUAAUAAACACUUGAACUUUUUUUAGUUAUGAAAGUCUUCGGCCUAAUGAAGACUGUAUGACUUUGGGAUCCUUGUUCUGAAGUUUUCAAAUCUGCACUUUGUUACUGGAAAAUUAAAUACCUUCUCUGCUGCCAGCUGACUGCAGUUAAAGCAUGAUGGAGUUCUGGUAGCUUACGCCAUUUUGACUGAAUGGUCAUCUGAUGAUAAAAGGAAUACUAUCCAAAUACAGAGAAGAGAUCUGUAUGCUUCAUAUACUUGAACCUAUAACCUUGAUGAAAGCCUACUGUGUUGCACAAGAAGGAUUUCUCUCUUACAGGUUUAUUUUGUGUGCCAAUGUGUACUUUGACAGAGUCCUUAGAUUAUCUUUAUGCAGGCAAAAGAAAAUCGAUGCCAAAUACCAUUUCAAAUACUUCUCUGGCAUCUUCCAGCUGCUUGGAGACAGUGUUUUUUGAGUCAGUAAGUCCAGAGCAAAGUAUGCUCUGGAAAGUAUCCAGAGCAAAGAAGACAACAGCCUCAACGAGGCAAAUCCUCUGAGCAUCCCUUUAAAAUUCCUUAUAGCCGUGGCUGCCAGGUGCUCCCAGUGCUCACUUCCAUGUGUGUGAAGCUGUGUAUUGGGGUGCUCUUCUCCCAUAGCACUGGUUAACAUGGGCAAGUACCAAGUGGGGAGAAGGCACUCCACUGUGGAAAAUAAAAAAAAGUCACAGUGGAAGCACUUUGCAAAUAGAGGUAUGGUCAAAUUGCAUUGUGCUGCGUUUAGAAUGGCAGCCAAUGAAUACAUAAAAUAACCGAAUAAUACUUUGAAAAAUACUUCAACAAUUACUUUGAUGAUAAGGCAUAUUAAGAUGAAUAUCUGUUCUUUUUUUUUUUUUUUUUCUUCUCUCACCAGAAGGUUACAACUCUUGUAACUGAAUGAGAUUUGUGAAUGUGAAACUUUAUUCUGUAUGUACAAAUAUCCAAGUUGUAUUUAGAAAAUGCCUUCUAACAGCAUGGCAAGGACACUGUCCUUCACAGCUUUUCCAACUCAGCCUUUUCUUUCCAACAGCCAACUCUUUGUACUAAUUGUACAGAUGCUGCAGUUAUAUUUGUCUGCAUACCACUUUCUUCUGUCAAAGUAUUUUUAUUUUUUAUAGAUUAUUUUUUACGACAGAAUUGACUUAGAAUAAACUAGGUUUGAGUUACACGUGGGCCAUUGUGUAUUACAGCAAGCAACUGCUGGUGUUUUUGUAUCUUUUUUUAUCUCAAAAAUGUGUUCUAAUUUUAUAAAUGUCAUGUUCCGGUGUUCAUUGAAGAACUUAAUAAAUUUUGCACAUUUACUACUUUAA
Molecule: messenger RNA, 3134 nt
Organism: Lagopus muta (rock ptarmigan)
Lineage: Eukaryota; Metazoa; Chordata; Aves; Galliformes; Phasianidae
Gene: IFNAR1
Product: interferon alpha and beta receptor subunit 1
Exons: 11
Coding region: 34-1773 (579 amino acids)
Molecular function (GO): protein binding
Source: RefSeq, a predicted model, not a curated record